This is a messenger RNA of Phaedon cochleariae (mustard beetle), 1197 nucleotides long. NCBI's taxonomy places the organism in Eukaryota, Metazoa, Arthropoda, Insecta, Coleoptera, Chrysomelidae. The record is from the annotation of a GenBank genome assembly.
GAAGCCAGAAGAAUAAAUCCUAAUUAACCUCAAACGUUAACAGUAAACAAAAUUCAAAAUAAAAAUUAUUGAAAUUAUUUUGAAAAAUGAAUCCCCUAACGAAUAUGAAAAAUGUGUUGAAACUAAGCGAGCAGGAGUUGAAUAACAAAAACAAGACAUCUUGGCAUGAUCAAUAUAAAGAUAGUGCAUGGAUUUUUGUGGGAGGAUUGCCUUAUGAUUUAUCAGAAGGGGACAUCAUCUGUGUUUUUUCUCAGUAUGGUGAAAUAGUUAAUAUUAAUCUCAUCAGAGAAAAAGACACUGGCAAAUCCAAAGGUUUCUGUUUCCUCUGCUAUGAGGAUCAGAGAUCAACUGUAUUGGCAGUUGACAACUUCAAUGGCAUCAAAAUAUUGAACAGAAUUAUCAGGGUUGAUCAUGUAGCUGGUUAUAAGGUACCAAAGGAGGGUAAAAAGACAGAUGAAGUGACAAAGCAGUUAUAUUCUGAUGGAUGUGCUCCUCAGCUCAUACCAGUUAAGAAGAAGAGUCCUCCAAGAGAUGUGAGGGAAACUCUUGGAAAUCAGAUAGAGGCAGAUAUAAAGUUACCCCUCAGAUUGCCCAUUUAUAUCAAAGAAGAAAAGCUUGAUGAGGUGCCUGUGAAAACUGAAAAAACAAGUGACCAAGAAUCAGAAAAAGAUACCAGUUCAAAAAAGAAGAAAACAAAAAAGAGAAAACAUGAUCAUGCUAGCACAGAUGAUGAGUCUAGGAAGUCAAAGAGUCAUAAGAAAAGUAAGAAGCAUGAUAAACAUGAUCCCAACUACAAAAAAUCAAAAAAAGAUCAUUAUAGUAAAUAAAAUUGAAAUGAAAUACAUCAAUACAUUUCUGCCUCACUUUUAUUCUUUUCAUCAGUGUGAUCUUGGAUAAACUCCUUAUUUGAGUAAGCUAUGGAAAACUUGGAUACACCAGCAUUAGCUAUUUCAGCACUACCUAAACAUUCCCCAUUUUUUGAAAAUACAGCAUAUUGUCCCCCAGUAAUAGCACGUACUUCCUCAGAAAGUUUGACUGUGAGGCCUUUUCUAGUCUCACAUACUUGGCAUGGUAUCCAAGGAUGAGUGUGUUGAAAUUUGAACUGGCAUUCAAGAAUAUCUCCUGAUUCCAGUUCAGUGGGACGCUUAUUGAUCCAAUGGGGUUUAUGAGUGAAAAGAAGGUCUGAGUUCAGUAUUG